Messenger RNA from Bacidia gigantensis, 825 nucleotides. RefSeq lists its product as uncharacterized. The transcript is spliced from 2 exons. NCBI's taxonomy places the organism in Eukaryota, Fungi, Ascomycota, Lecanoromycetes, Lecanorales, Ramalinaceae. Bases 1 to 825 code for a protein of 274 amino acids. The record is from RefSeq and is a predicted model, not a curated record.
AUGUCAGGAAGAGCGACGACGCCUCCACCGCAAGGCGACGUCAAUGUCUCAGGGGGACUUCUAGCCACAACGAUCCUGGUCACAGUCAUCAGCAUCUUAUUGCUGGCGGCACGCUUUGCGACGCGCAUAUGGAUCGUCAAAAGAGUCGGCUGGGAUGAUUGGACGAUUCUACUCGCUGUCUUGGGCCAUCCAAUAGGCAUGGCUUUGGUCGUUGUGCAGAUUGGGUAUGGACUUGGUAGACCAGUCUUUUACCUCACAGAGCAUCAAUUCCAGGAAUUUAUGAAGUAUGCGUAUGGCGAGUGGCUUCAAACCUUUGCGACCCUCAUGUUCACUAAAAUUUCUAUCUGCCUCUUUCUCCUUCGCAUCACGAUAUCGAAGAGCUUCGUUCGACCGUUACAAGCCGCGAUUGGGAUCCUAGUGGUCAGUAAUGUCAUCCUUACCGUCCUUUGGAUUGUGCAGUGCACUCCACACUUGGACAAGGCUUGGAACACAAAGCUUUCUGGGAAAUGCUUUGGAAAAGGUCAAUUGGAGCGCAUCAUCAUCGCACAAGCAAGUAAGCUCUCCCCCGUGUCAUACGAAAGGGGCCUUGGCUUAUCUACAAAAGUCAUAUCUUUCAUAUCAGACUACUUUCUCUCAAUAUUCCCGAUCUUGAUCUUGCGCAAGGUGCAGAUCAGCUUCCGCAGCAAGGUCGGCCUUUGCUCUCUCAUGGGCUUGGGUGUGGUGUCAGUCUUUCCCCUUUUUCUCACUACCAUCGCCAACGCCAUACUUGUAGCACCACUCUGCUACUUGACUAUUGCUAACUUUCACCUAGUACCGGCUCACUAG